Molecule: messenger RNA, 408 nt
Organism: Adineta ricciae
Lineage: Eukaryota; Metazoa; Rotifera; Eurotatoria; Adinetida; Adinetidae
Source: the annotation of a GenBank genome assembly
AUGACUUUCCUCAUCUCGCUCAAAUCGGUAGCAAAACAUGGAUAUGCUCAUCUCCUUACAUGGAAUGCUUUUGAUUCUCGAUCAUCAGAUCCGGCAAUCACACGUUGUAAAUUAUUAACAACUUGUUUGUAUCUCAUUCUUCUGCUUAUUUGUGUCGGUGUUUUAACAGCUUAUACAUCAUUCAGUGUGCGAUUCAAAAGCGAAUUCGUUCUCACUCCAACUUAUUCUCAAUAUCAAAAACUUCAACGGCAAUAUUCGGAUAGUUUACAGUGUCCAUGUACGAAGAUUUCGAUAUCCUACGGGCAAUUUGUGAGAACAAGUCCAAGAUUUCAUCAGGUGUGUUCAAGUGAUUUCGUCACACAGGAAUGGAUUAAUUCCCUAUUCCUUGAAAAUCUCGUCUCUCUUUGA